Geodia barretti is the source of this 230-nucleotide messenger RNA. Lineage: Eukaryota; Metazoa; Porifera; Demospongiae; Tetractinellida; Geodiidae. The record is from the annotation of a GenBank genome assembly.
UUGUUGGUGCUAAUAGCUCUGUGUGUUAGCCUGGCAUCCCCUGGCAUAGAUCCAAAUGCAUUAUAUACACACGUGCCACUCACACCAAUGCAUGAGCUCUAGAGAAUCACAUGAUACAGUAUGCACUUUCUAUGCUUCAUCCACUGUAGGUUGUGUGACACUAUAUUAAACUCGUGCUAAUGCAUGAGCUCUAUAUAGACAAUCACGUCAUGAUAGUGUCUAUGCUUCAA